AAAUUCUUUUGAUAUGCCUCUUUGGCAUCAAACAUCUGUGAGGUGGAAAAACAAAAUGAAGGAACUAGUGUCAAACAGUACAACCAAUAUAUCUCAAGCCAGAAAAGCUGUGGAGCAAUUAAAAAUGGAAGCAUACAUGGAUAGGAUGAAGGUAUCCAAGGCUGCAGCAGAUUUAUUGGCUUAUUGUGAUGCUCAUAUUGCAGAAGAUCCCCUUAUUAUUCCAGUACCUGCAUCUGAAAAUCCCUUUAGGGAGAAGAAACUCUUUUGUACUAUCCUUUGAGUUGGUUUUCAAUUAAAAAUGUAUUCUGCUACAAUUUGGUAUCAGUGUUGCAUGCUUUUAGUUUUAGUGCUUUUUGUUCAGAUACAAAUACUUAACCUCUAAGUACAAUAUUUUUAGAAGGUGAUCCAAUU
Messenger RNA from Dryobates pubescens (Downy woodpecker), 411 nucleotides. RefSeq names its product G protein subunit gamma 4 (gene GNG4). Gene Ontology annotation, cellular component: heterotrimeric G-protein complex. The record is from RefSeq and is a predicted model, not a curated record. Gene Ontology annotation, molecular function: G-protein beta-subunit binding. Bases 14 to 280 code for a protein of 88 amino acids. Gene Ontology annotation, biological process: G protein-coupled receptor signaling pathway. The transcript has 3 exons. NCBI's taxonomy places the organism in Eukaryota, Metazoa, Chordata, Aves, Piciformes, Picidae.